AUGGCGGGAGGAAAAUUUUGGAAGUUUCACUCAAAAUCCACCACAACAGUAGUGCCCAUAGACACUGAGCUCACUGAGAAGUUUGGUCUCUUCCACUUGAACCCAAUUCCUGUGCUUCCGAAGAAUGGAGAGUCGCCUUAUAGGAUUGAUAUCGUGGCACUGCAUGGUAUAAAAGGCGAUGCAUUCAGAACCUGGACAGAGAAGAACGAAGAUGGUGUCAAAAAUAUGUGGUUGAGAGAUCAGCUACCCAAUGAAUUACCAGGUGCUAGAAUAUUCUCGUUUGGAUAUGAUGCGAAUGUACUGUUUAGUCGAGGGACAGGUACAAUAGAAGAUUUCGCAACAAAUCUUCUGGAGGAUUUGGUGAGAGUGAGAAAGGAUGACUCGAAUCAAAAGCGUCGGAUCAUUUUCAUAUGUCAUAGCAUGGGAGGUAUCGUGCUGAAGAAGGCACUUGUCAAGGCUGUCGACAAUAACCUUUACAAAAAUAUAUUUGACUCCACAUCCGCCAUUCUCUUCCUUGCCACUCCGCAUAUGGGUUCCGAUGAAACCAAGAUACCUUUGUCUGUUGCUAACUUUGCAAAUGGCUUUCUUUCGGUUCCGAUGAGAUUGAGUGGUCGUGUGAGAGAUGAUCUGAUAAUGCCUCUCGCGCGAGGUUCCCACAUUUUGAGAGAUGUGCAGCAAACCUUUAAGGAGAAGAAAUUAUAUGAAGGCAUUUCGAUUGCUAGUUUCCAGGAACAGGUCAUUUGUGCGGGAUUAAAAGGACUGAUUGUUGAUAAGGAGAGUGCUCUAUUGCACAUUCCAGCUGAGCGGGCGGUGCCAAUAGAUCGUCAUCAUCGAAAUAUCUGCAGAUUUGGUGGGCCUGAAAGCAAAUCAUACCAAAGGAUUUUCGGAAUUUUGAAAGAGUAUGCUGAUGAAGCUAAUUCAAGAGUCCCUGAAGAACUCACACCUGAGGACAAAGCUGUAUUAUCCUCGAUAUACUAUCCCGAACUGGGGCAGAGACGUCGCAAUGCGAACAACGCCUACAAAGGCACCUGCAGCUGGAUCUCCGAAAAUCGCUCCUACCUUCAAUGGAAAGACUCUCAACGAAGUUUAAUAUGGAUCAAGGGCAAACCAGGUGCAGGUAAAUCUACACUUAUGGCAUAUGUCUUGUCAAAUUUCCGCCAUAGCGAUUCUCGCCACCUAGUACUGAAUUUUUUCUUCCAUGGUCGUGGUGUCCCUCUCCAAAAGAGUCCCGAAGGAAUGUAUAGGGAAUUGUUAUAUCAACUUUACUCACAAGCAUCACCUAUUCGCGAACAACUCCGAAACUCCUUUGCCGAAAAGAACGCGUCGAGACAGUUGGAGAAUGAUUGUGUUUGGACUGAAGAUGAAUUGAAAGUAUGGCUAUUCAAUGCCAUCACUUGGAUUGCGCAAUCAAGACCGGUUACAUUAUUUGUUGACGCACUCGAUGAAGCUGGCGACGACAAUGCAAGAAUGCUGAUUGAUUAUUUUGAUGAUAUGAAGAAGAGAGUGUCACAAGAUGAAGAUGGUGGAUCCUUAAGAAUUUGUGUUUCUUGUCGGCAUUAUCCCAAUGUGACCUUGAGUGAGGGCUUUGAGGUCAACGUAGAAAAUCAUAACAUACGGGAUAUUGCAGUUUUCGUUCACGCACAACUGGUAUCGAAAAUCAUCAACUGGGACAACGAUAGGGUGGCUAUUGAGGGUAGAGAAAAGAUGGAAGCAGCUAUUGUGAAGAAAUCACUGGGUGUCUUUCAAUGGGUCAAGCUUGUGGUUCCCAUGGCUGCCGAGACAUUCAACGAUACGGAAAGUCUUAAGGAAGUUCACGUUAUGCUGGAAAAGGUACAGGAUGACCUCGCAGCUGUGUACGAUAAUAUUCUGACUAAUGUCAUCAAAGUUAAAUAUCGACCCAAAACACUGCUGUUGAUGCAAUGGGUUGCCCUUGCUGAGCGACCUUUAACUGCUACCGAAUUGAGAAUUGCGAUGGCAUGCGAUGAAGGAUCUGAAAAUCCGGGACAAAAAAGAUGGGAGGAGAGUCAGGAUUAUAUCGAGUCUGAUAGGCGAAUGGAGACUUUAUUGAAGACAUUUUCUGGAGGGUUGGUGGAGAUAGCUCUGUAUACCUCGGGGUUAUAUCGCGUACAAUUCAUUCAUCAGACGGUUGUCGACUUCAUGUUCUCAGGAGGCUUACUCUACCUAGUGCAAGUUUCAACACCACUGGUGACCAGGGCCUUUGCAGUCGACGCCGAAAGUGCCAAUACUCAGAUCAUUGGGCAGAGUCAAGACCGUCUCUCAAGAUCCUGUAUGAACUACUUCAAACGUCCAGAGAUAUUACAAGAAGACUGGUCCAAUGACUCUGAAAGUCUCGAGGAACGGAAAAGACAUAAAUAUCAUUUUUUUGAAUAUGCCGUAGAAAAAUGGUCAAUACAUGCAGAAAAAGCGGAGAGGCGAGGACAGUGUCAGAAACACUUGAUUCAACAACUGGAACAACCCCCUGGCUUUUUCAGAAUAUAUACCAACAUGCUUGAGUCUGUCGCUGUACAUAAUUAUGGUGUACAACGUGGUUCGACAAUAUUACAUCUCAUGGCAUAUGCAAAUCUUCAAACUCCCACCCGAGAAAUCCUUCAAAGGGGUGAUUCAGUUGAGGAUCAGGAUCAGAACUGGUCGAGACCAUUACACUGUGCUUCCUAUCAGGGCCACAAAGAGAUGGUACAAUUACUUCUCGACGCUGGUGCCGAUAUCAAAGCUACACAAAACGGUAGAUCAACUGCUUUAGAAGUUGCAGCAUCUCGACAUCACGAUGAUGUCAUUCAAGUCUUACUCGAAAGAGGAGCAAAUAUCAAUGACGUCUCAAAUUCCGGUACUGCUCUGGAAGGGGCGUGCUUUAGUGGCGACAUAAAAUUGGUCCAAAGAUUGUUGGCUAUUGGAGCUGCAGUCAAUCCAGAGGCAAAGUUUGGAGGUACUCCCUUGAAAGCGGCCGCGAGAAAAGGACAUGCGGACGUCGUUCGACUUCUUUUAGAUAAUGGCGCAAAUGUUGAUCAAUACGAUGAUUACAAUGGAACAGCUCUCCAAACUGCAGCUUGGGCUGGCCAGAUAGAAGUAGUCAAAAUACUUUUGGAGAAAGGAGCCGCAGUCAAUGCACAAGGUGGGAAUUUCGGUGGUGCGCUGCAAUGUGCUGCAGAUUCAACAUCUCUAUACAACAAUGUCGGCACCACCAUGGAGCUUCUCGAACUGUUGAUAAAUCACGGCGCUGAAAUCAAUAUGAGUGGUGGGAUAUGGGGAAGUCCAUUCGCCGCAGCUGUCAAAGGGUUUGGAUCUAUAGAUUCCAACGGUGGGAAAAUUGAUCCACGCAUCCAGCUUUUAAUUGACCGAGGGGCCGAUGUUAAUUUACCUCCUGGGAAGAACGGAAAUGCUUUAAUUGCCGCAGCAUCGCAUGGAAAUAUCAAGCUCAUGGAGCUGAUUUUAGAUCGUGGCGCUGACAUUGAUACAUUGACUGAUUAUGGUGACACGGCAUUAGCCAUUGCAUCAGAUACUCCUUGGAAAGCGCACCCAGAUGCUGUUAAAUUUCUCCUGCGCAGAGGUGCCGAUGUAGACCUACACUUCUCAUGUCUGGGCUCGUCUCUUAGAGGCCCACCCAUUCAACGUGCUGCAAAACGCGGCCGAUUGGAAAUCGUACAAAUACUCUUGCAUGCGGGUGCCGACCUGAACGCUGGUGCUGGACAGGCAGGGACUGCACUUUGUGCAGCAGCUAGCAAUGGCCACUUGGGAAUAUGCCAACUGUUAUUGAACAUGGGAGCAAAUAUUCAUGCGGGAAGCAUGAAUGGGACAGCACUUCAUGGUGCAGCGGAAUGGGGACAUGUAGAAAUACUUCACUUGUUGCUAGCGCAUGGGGCUCGAAUCGAUGAUGGCUGCGAGCUGUGGGGAACGGCAUUGCAGAUGGCGGCGAGACAAGGGCGUCUUAAUAGCUUUAACUUUUUAUUGAGUAGGGGAGCAGACAUCCGUCAUAUUGGAGGCUGCCACCAUAAUGUACUCCAAGCCUCGGCACACGGCGGAAACCCCAAAAUCGUCGAGCAGUGUUUGGAUAGUGGGAUAAAUGUUAACAUCAGGGGAGGCGCGGGCGUAGAAACACCCCUCUUAGCUGCAGCUCAACAGGGACACGCUGAAGUCGUUAAAUUACUAUUGGAUAGGGGUGCGAAAGAUCUCAAUGAGGGCUGGUUUUCAAGCGUCUGGUAUCAGGCGGAAAGCAGAGGACAUAGAGAGGUGUUGAAUGUGUUGAAGCAGAGCGGUGUAGAGAAAGUAGGCUAG
This is a messenger RNA of Botrytis byssoidea, 4290 nucleotides long. RefSeq lists its product as uncharacterized. The transcript has 3 exons. The record is from RefSeq and is a predicted model, not a curated record. Bases 1 to 4290 code for a protein of 1429 amino acids. Lineage: Eukaryota; Fungi; Ascomycota; Leotiomycetes; Helotiales; Sclerotiniaceae. Gene Ontology annotation, molecular function: protein binding.